Molecule: messenger RNA, 912 nt
Organism: Varroa destructor (honeybee mite)
Lineage: Eukaryota; Metazoa; Arthropoda; Arachnida; Mesostigmata; Varroidae
Source: RefSeq, a predicted model, not a curated record
UUUGAGUAGCCUGUGAAAAGUAGAAUAGUCGGGCAACAGCCAAGCGAAAACAUGAAUUUCGUCGUAGCUGCUCUUCUUGUUGCUUUUAUUGGCCUCGCGUCAGCUGGACAUUUCGGCGGUUAUGGAGGUGAUUUCGGAGGGGGUUAUGGUGAUGAGCAUGGUCACGCUGUGAUUUCACACGCCAAAAUCGCGAAGGUGUCCUACGUGAAGACCCCCGUCGUCUCUACACAUUAUGUGAAGAAGCCCGUCGUUUCCUAUGUCUCGAAACCCGUUAAGUCCAUCUCGUACGUAUCGAAGCCUGUAGUUUCGGUCUCGAGCAUUCCCGUCAUCUCGCACGGAUACGGAGGGGGCUUCGGAGGUGGUUUUGGAGGGGGACACGGAUGGUGAUAAUCGAGGAGCAGAACAAGGGCAGCAAACGAGGCGUACGCCUGGGAAUUGAUGAGCAAGAUUCUUGUAGAAAUGUCCUAUGGUAUAAUCAAAGCCGUUUAUUUUUGUAAAUACAAUAAAUGUAUGCUGUGAUUCGACUUAGAAACGUUUGUGAACAUAGACAUUUUAAUUUCUUUGCUUCGUUGAAAUACUCUGUCAAAUUUUCAUUGCAAACAAUCUUCCACCGAGCAUUAUGUGUAGGGGGCGAUAGGGGCCUGAGGCUGGCGGGAACGGAGGGGUGUAUUUGAAAAGAUUCGAACUAGCCGCCAGCAGCUUGUGUGAAGUACUGACAGCUUGCCCCGCUAGGCGUAUAUAUCCAGUUUUAAGUUAAGUGACUUUUGGCAAAGAUGAGUGUACUCGCUUGGUGGUGAAUGUGCAGACGGGAACCCUUUUUUUUUAUUGUUACACAAAAUGUCUGUCGCGAGCUUCUUGAGUACUCCUUCACUAUUAAAGCCGAUCCAUUCUGAAUCAUGGUUCUUUCUCGUA